UUAUUAUUAGGUAUGUUGUUUCUUCCAUAUGUUAAUACGGUGCUUCUCACUAUUUACAUCGCCUUCAUCAUCAGAUCUGGUUGUCUAUUUUAUGUAUGUAUCUUCUUCAUCUGGUUUUGGUUCUUCCUUUAGUUUCGAAUUUGUUUCCUUUUUGUGUAUCUUCGGUAUUUGAGCGAACUGAAUUUGGGGGGUUUUGGUUAUUUUUUGGGGCCUAAAGCCACUGCUUUAGUGGCUUUAGGGUUGAGUCGCCGAAGUAGAACAGAGUAAAUUUUGUGUGGGUAAUGAGCUCAAUUGAUAAUGAGUAGACUCUCAUUUAGACCGCGUCCUCUUGACAUUCACAAGAAGUUGCCAAUUUUAAAAUCUAUCAAGGAUUUUGAGGAUGAUGAUUCCCAGACUAAUACACGGAACCUUAUCCUUCGUCUCGCUGCUGAAGCUACAGAAAAUGAGGUGCCACAAACUUCUAGCAAGAAGUUGGCUCCUGAAAUACCUACUCCUGAGUAUGUGAUUGUGGAUACAUAUGAAAGAGAUUAUUCGCCCACCUUUGGGCAGCCAACAUCAUAUAUACAUGCUAGAGGAGCUCGGGCUGAGAUUGGAGAAUUUGUUGAGUAUGAUCUUGACAAUGAGGAUGAAGAUUGGCUUCAAGAGUUCAACAGAGAAAGAAAAGUUCUUGCAGCUGAAAAGUUGGAGACAAUUUUGUAUAAACUAGAAGUUUUAGAUCACAAGGCCCGAGAAAGAGCAGGAGUUAUAGCAAAUACGCUUGGAUCGCCAGUUCCUGUGCUUCUAAGUUUUGAUGCUGCUGUUGAGGCCUUGCAAUCUUUAUCCAUUAAAUAUGGAGUAUUCCAGUCUAUUUAUAAUUACUGGAAGGAUAAGCGGGAGCGGUUGCAGAAGCCUUCUCUUCGGCGUUUGCAGCCGCCUCCACCAGUUAACGACACGAAUCCUUAUAAUGUAUUUAGGCCAAGGGAGAAGGCCCACAGACUUCAUACAAGAAGGAUGCAAAGGAGGGAAAACAAUGCACAGUCAUUUGAAAAGCUUCGCCAGGUUAGGCGCAACCUUGACCAAGCAAAGAUCAUUCUUGAGGCUCUCAUCAAGAGAGAGGAGAAGAAGCGAGAGGUUAUUGAUAGUGAGAUUAGCCUCCAGAGACUUCAAAUGAAACACAAGAAUGAAACUGAGCUUUUUGUGGAUGCCUUUACUCUGCCUGAAUUUCCUUCCUUCCCAAGUAAGGUUGGUUCAAGUGAGGACGAAUUUGUUGACUCUGAUGAUCCUUCUACUAGCCGUCGGCAUAUAGCACAAAACAUAACCUUCCCGGACCCGAAGCUGGUGACUGCUUCUCCUAGAAUCAUGAGGCGAGAGUUCAAGCGAAGAAAUGUGCCCCAUGGAUGGCUCUAUAAAUUGGAUCCAAAUGAGCCAACUCUGCUGUUUACGAAACCUCUGGAUCCAGCCAAAUUGUCAGCUGCAGGCAUUAUACCUCCAGGUUCUCCGACACCAAAUGGCCUACCUGCUCACACAUUUAGCUUUCGUGGAAGGAUGGGGCGAGGUGGUCGUAUCGUGUUUGAUAGAUGGAAUCCACUCAGCCAUACACCCAUGGAGUGCGGUGAUACUUUAUAUGUUCCACCAAAGGCUCGACAUUCUGCACAUCAAUGACAUGAUUAGCACUUGGUGAGCUUGUUUCUCAAUCCCCUUGAAAGUUGUAUAUGUUGUAUGAUAUUUGCAUGGAUGAUGCUAAAGAUGGAAGGGAAAAUUUUGAACCUGUGAUAAUCGAAGAAGAACCAAGUCCUGGAGAUGCACGUACAGAUUUGAUAAAUUUGUUGAAGGCAAAUGUCAUAAAAUGAAUGCUUAAAGCAUCGUUUUGCCGUAAUGGUUUGCCUUCUGUUUAUGUUUUUGGGCAAGUGCAGGGUGUACCAUUUUCAUUGUUUCUUACAUAGUUAAGAAAUGAAAAUAUCCCUCUGCCCAAAUGUACAAUAUUUCCAAGGGUGUACCAUUUUCAUUGUUUCUUGCAUAGUUAAGAAAUGAAAAUAUCCCUCUGCCCAAAUGUACAAUAUUUCCAAGUUAGUAACAGGGAAGAAAAAAGAGGAAAAAGUAGCUUCCUCCUGUAUUUGUAGAAUGUUAAUUUAAUAGAUCAGGUCUUAUUUUAAGUACAUUCCCACUUAGAUAAUGUAUGUAUGUGUUUGUUGUAAAUAAAGGAUGAAGUUAACCAGGUUUAGCCAUUCAUUGUUAAUUUGACCAGUUUAUUUUCUUA
Molecule: messenger RNA, 2236 nt
Organism: Solanum pennellii
Lineage: Eukaryota; Viridiplantae; Streptophyta; Magnoliopsida; Solanales; Solanaceae
Product: enhancer of polycomb-like protein 1
Exons: 12
Coding region: 298-1641 (447 amino acids)
Biological process (GO): regulation of transcription by RNA polymerase II
Cellular component (GO): piccolo histone acetyltransferase complex
Source: RefSeq, a predicted model, not a curated record